GAAUGUUUCUUAAAAUAAAUCCCAAACAAUGCACAGACAAUCCAAGAGCCCCCUGAAAGUCAAAGAAAACGGGAGUGGUUGUCCUGAAGAGAAAGAUGAGGCCUCUCUCCCUCCGCCAAAAGAGCAGAAGAGCUGCAAAAGGACUAAAUUCCGAGUCAUCAGAGCGUCCAGGAAGGAGAAUUUGAGCGAUGGGAACCCGGUGUGGCCACCAAAACGCGCCCUGAAGUCCCCCCGAGGCCUCGGGCAGGAAUUGCCCCACCCCGAGGGGGGUUUUGGGAGCUGCCACUUCCCGGGGGGCUGUUGUGGGGAUGUGGGCACUGAUCCCACCUUGCCUGGGCACAGGCAGGAGGAAUUUCCAGGCAGCAGGGCUGGUUCCUUGGGCAGCGAUGCCCACUCGACUCCUGCGAGGGGCAAAGCUGAAGGGAAAGGUGAUUUUGGGCUGUCUGAAGGACAGAGGGGAAGACCCGUUGAUUUUGCUGCUGUGACAAUUGCUGAGUUUGGGAUUGCUCCAGAGAGCUUCACUGAACGCUGCAAAGGGAAUUCUCCAGCUUCGUUAAAAAUGAGGCGCAGAUCGACCAUUGGCCUGAGGGGCUCCCCCGAAAACAACACCCUGAUCCGGUACCUGGCCCAGCAGAGGAGCAGGAGGCAAAAAGAAGCUUUUACCCAGAUUAGUCCUUUUAAACAUGCAAAUGUCAGGUCGUUGAAGGACAAGAUUGAAACCUUCCAAACAUCUUUUGAAUCCCUCCAAGAAGCUGAAGGGGAAACUGGACUGUCCCAUGGGGAGGAUUCUCAGGAAGGAGGUUCUUCUCAGAACAAAGUGCCUCUUAAAAAGGACCCAGACCUGGAGCAGUGGAGUGAAAAGUUCAUGCUGGACAACAGUGGAGCUGAUUUGAAGGAGAACUGCAGGGAAAAUGUGACCAUGAACAGUAAAUCUGACCCCUGGAUCUGCAGCAUCUUGUCCCCAAACCCAGCUGUGACUCAACCUGCUGCUCCAAAGGAAUGGGUUUAUGGGCAGAAAAACCCUCCUGAGUCCUUGGAGACUGUUGCAGUUGGAGACACCUUGGAAAGAGGCCACGUUUUCAGGUCUGAGCACACCCCUGCUGACACCACAAGCGUUGUCGCCUCAGAUCUGAGCAGAAGGAAGGUUGGCUUUGUGGAAGGGCUGAGCCUGGGGGUGUUUGAGGACAGCAAAGCCCUCGUCACCCCACCUGCCACCCCCCAGGGAACAGGGACUGCUCCCUUCAGUGACCUCACCCAGAGCGGCUCCCUGAGGUCCAUCCUGAAGAAAACCCCAACGAGGCAACUCCUGGACAGCCCCAAGGAAUACUUGAACGAUGCAGUUGGCAGAGAUGAAUCUGUCCCGGUCUCCUACUGUGAAAAAACCUUUGAAGCAUCAGACACAGCAGACAACACCAACAGUCUGGACUUCAGGACUCCAAGGAAGAAAAAAGUCACUUUUGGGGAAGUUCUGAGCCCCGAAAUCUUUGACCAGACGCUGCCUGCAAACACCCCCCUGCGCAGAGGAGCCUCCCCAGGCCUGAGCUCCAGCCCUGCUCCAAGGCCAGGCUUAACUGCACAACCUCCCCCCAGGCUGCAUUUUGAUUGUGAUGAUGAAUGUGUUGAGCCUCCCCAGCACUUCCUGGAGGCUUCUUUUGCUGCAGAAGACCCUUCCCCUGUUGAAAAUGCAGAAG
This is a messenger RNA of Empidonax traillii (willow flycatcher), 1691 nucleotides long. RefSeq names its product cell division cycle-associated protein 2-like. NCBI's taxonomy places the organism in Eukaryota, Metazoa, Chordata, Aves, Passeriformes, Tyrannidae. The annotation marks the transcript as partial. The record is from RefSeq and is a predicted model, not a curated record. Gene Ontology annotation, cellular component: nucleus; chromosome. The transcript is spliced from 9 exons. Gene Ontology annotation, biological process: regulation of mitotic nuclear division; regulation of chromosome segregation.